AGCCUAUCUAUUAAUUGUACGUAGCCCACCAACAGUGUUCCACCUACCAGUGGUACCUAUUUGAUUUGCUGUUAAAAUUUUACUUUAAAUCUUUAUUCUUUCGUUGUUAUCUUACUAACAUCAUGACAAUUAUUUUGCUACUAAGUUUAUUUUUAAUUUUUAUAAUUUUAAUUUUAAUAUUUACAACGUGUUUCUGUGUUUGGAAAUCCAAGGAACAUAACCGCUUGUACGCAAAAUUACCAUCUAUGCCACAAGGAUAUUUGACUGAUUUAAAAUUAUCGCAAAGGCUAUCUACACUUAAGCCCAAAGAUGUUUUGCCGUUUCUUAGUAGUAUUUUAAAGGAACAUGGAUCAUUGGUUCAUAUUAAUUUAUUGGGUCAUUCAUACGUAUUGUUAAACGAUCCAGACGAUAUAAAAGUUUUAUUAUCCAGUCCACAACAUAUAAACAAAGGACCAGAAUAUGGAUUGCUUAAGCCUUGGUUAAAUAAAGGUCUUCUAACAAGUGGAAGUCAAAAAUGGCAAAUGAGAAGGAAAAUGCUAACAUAUACAUUUCACUUUAAAAUAUUGGAAACGUACAUUUCUUCGUUCAAUAAACAUGCUCAAUGCUUAACAAAAAAACUUGAAAAUAUGGCAUAUAACAACCAACGUGUGUCUAUUUAUACUCAUAUGACACUUUGUGCAUUAGACCUUGUUUGUGACACAAUAAUGGGAACUGAAUUGCGAUCUCAAGAGGGUAAAUCUCUAGAAUACGUUGAAGCAAUAAAUACAGUAACUGAUAUUACGAUUAAACGAAUUUUCAAAUUUUGGCUUUGGAAUGAAAGUAUUUUUAAUCUGAGUCAAAAUGGAAGAGAUUUUAAUAAAUCUCUUAAGAUUUUACAUACAUUUACUGAAAACGUGAUUAAAGAAAAGCGAGCUAAACUUGAAUCCGUUAAUUGUUUAGAAACUGAAGAAUUAAGUUUUGGGAAAAAACGAGUAGAAUCAUUUCUUGAUCUUUUAAUUGGAAUAUCGAAACAAAAUCCAGAAAAAAUGACAGAUAUGGAUAUUAGAGAAGAAGUAGACACUUUCCUAUUUGAGGGACAUGACACAUCGUCAACUGCCAUGACAAUGGCUUUCAUACAAUUGGGAUUAAAUCAAGAUAUCCAAAACUCUGCAAGAGAAGAAUUAUAUUCAAUAUUUGGAGAUAGUGAUAGAGAAGCUACUAUGGCAGAUCUUAAAUCUAUGACAUAUUUAGAUCGAGUAAUAAAGGAAACUAUAAGACUAUACCCAAGUGUUCCUAGUGUUACCAGAAUGCUUAGACAACAUCUUCACAUAAAAGAGUAUGAUAUACCGCCACAGACAGUGGUUGUAGUAGUACCAUAUUUACUUCAUCGCGAGGAAAAACAUUUUCCAAACCCUUUGACAUUUGAUCCCGAUAGAUUUUUACCUGAAAACAGUUUCAAUAGACAUCCUUAUGCCUUCAUACCAUUCAGUGCUGGUCCAAGAAAUUGUAUUGGUAAUUAAUGAUAUUUAUAUGGAAUAAUAUUAUAAUAUAUUAAUUUUUUUUAUGAAUUAUUUUUUUUUAGGACAAAAAUUUUGCCAUGCAUCAAAUGAAAACUAUAAUAUCGACUGUUAUAAGAAAAAUGAAAAUUGAAACGUUAGGAAGUCAAGAUGACAUUAAAAUAAGCGCACAACUGAUUUUGCGACCAGAAUCAUUACCUGAUAUCAAACUGACUAAGAUUAAAUAAUUUUUUUAUUAGUAAAAUUGUUGAUGUAAAUAUUUAUAUUAUAAAUUAUUCUAUUUGUUAUACAAUACAAAAUAUUAUUAGAAAACAUAUUCAGUACAGACAGGGUUGCGCAAGAUAUCCUAAAAAAGUAUAUAAGGUAUAUUUAUUUUUAGUUUCUAAACAAGAUACUCUAAUCUUACAAAUUUAAAUGAAUGGAGAGGAUAUGUGUAAAAACUAUAAAGAUACAAUAUCUUUGACAUUUUUAACAAAAUUUUAUUAAAUGUAUUAAAAUUCAAAAUUUUUAUUCAAAAUUAAUAAUUGAUGCAGUCGGCCAUAGGCGAAACUAGGGGGCUACAGCCUCUUACAAAACUAUUAAUUUAAAAUAACCCAUAGGGAGGUUAUAUCUAAAUCAAUAAGGGAUAUUUUUUUUAGUUUUUUUUUGAGGGGGACUUAAUCAUAGUCAGGAGAGGCCUAAGCCCUUAUUAGUUUUGUCACUGGGGCCGGCAUUAUACUAUAACUAUAAUUUGAUUAUAGUGAGAGGGUGGGGGUGUCAUAAACCUUAAAAUAGACUAGUUAAAAUCCAAAAAUAUAUAUAUAGUUAUACUUGCUUUUUAGAUAUUGCCCAGCCCACAGUAUAUGUAUUUAGUUUAAAACUCAAAUUGAAUUAUUUGUUUUUAGGUAAAUUAUUAUUAUGAUUAUUAUAGUAAACAGAGAUUAAUUUA
This is a messenger RNA of Metopolophium dirhodum (rose-grain aphid), 2424 nucleotides long. Its product is annotated as cytochrome P450 4V2-like. The record is from RefSeq and is a predicted model, not a curated record. The transcript has 10 exons. Lineage: Eukaryota; Metazoa; Arthropoda; Insecta; Hemiptera; Aphididae. Gene Ontology annotation, molecular function: heme binding; oxidoreductase activity, acting on paired donors, with incorporation or reduction of molecular oxygen; monooxygenase activity. Bases 123 to 1499 code for a protein of 458 amino acids.